This is a messenger RNA of Gasterosteus aculeatus aculeatus (three-spined stickleback), 948 nucleotides long. RefSeq names its product olfactory receptor 6N1-like. Gene Ontology annotation, biological process: detection of chemical stimulus involved in sensory perception of smell; G protein-coupled receptor signaling pathway. Gene Ontology annotation, molecular function: odorant binding; olfactory receptor activity; G protein-coupled receptor activity. Lineage: Eukaryota; Metazoa; Chordata; Actinopteri; Perciformes; Gasterosteidae. The record is from RefSeq and is a predicted model, not a curated record. Gene Ontology annotation, cellular component: membrane.
AUGACAAAUACAUCUGAUAUAGUUCUGUUUUCGCUGUCUGGCUUUAGUGCCACUGCCAACUACAAAAUCACACUUUCCUCUCUUACUUUACUUUGUUAUUGCCUAAUUGUUGGCGUUAAUGUGGCUCUCAUUUUAACUAUAAUAUUAGAUCAACACUUACAUGAACCAAUGUAUGUUUUUAUAUGUAAUCUCUGCAUCAAUAUACUUUAUGGGACUACAGGCUUUUAUCCUAAAUUUAUCUUUGAUCUCCUGUCUGAUAUUCAGGUAAUAUCAUAUGAAGGAUGCCUUUUGCAAGUCUUUGUUAUAUACACUUAUGCAACAAUUGAUUUUUCGGUUUUAGCUCUUAUGGCCUAUGACAGAUACGUGGCUAUAUGUCGACCCCUGGAGUAUCACUCCAUAAUGUCUGUGCAAAGGACUACAGUCUUAGUCGGUUUCACCUGGCUUGUGCCCCUGUGCUGUGAAGUUAUGGUUUUAACCUUGACAUCUACGUUGAAAUUAUGUGGUUUCAAAGUUGAUAAACUCUACUGUGAAAACUGGUCUGUUGUCAAACUUGCAUGUAGUCUAACGAUUGCAAACGACAUUGUUGGACUGAUAGUUAUCGCUUUCUAUUGCGUGCACGUCCUCUUCAUUGUGUGUUCUUAUGUGCAGUUGAUCAAAUCGGCUUUAAAGUCCAGAGAGGGCAAGAGAAAGUUCACGCAGACGUGUGUGCCACAUUUUUUAUGUCUGAUUAAUGUUACGUGUGCUCUGCUUUUUGACGUCAUGUACUCGAGGUACGGAUCAGCAUCUGUGCCGCAGAGUUUGCGGAACUUCAUGGCCAUACAAAUUCUCAUGAUUCCCCCUAUUCUCAACCCUAUAAUCUAUGGACUCAUCCUGACUAAAAUCCGACACAGAAUGGUUACUCUGUGCAUGAUGGCAGGUCAAAAAUUUAGGUUGAGACUGAAGGUUUGA